CGGCUCCCCUACCGGCUCCCCGUAGGGACGGGGCGAGGACGGCUGCUGCCCCUCCGCUACCGCCGCCCCCGCUCAGUUCCCGGCCGGGCGGGAGGAGCGCAGCCGCCCCGUCGGCUGCGGCUGCUUGCGGGGCUCCGUGGGGGGCGGGCACAUGCGUACAAGCGGCUCAUCCAGGCAAACACCCCUCACAUCUUAAAUGAGCUUCAUUUGCCGACAGCCGCUUCAGUCGGGCUGGGAGCUGCUGGUUGCACUCAGACCGCCUGACGGGGAGCCCCCCCCCUCUCCUCCACACCCCCUACCCCGGGACAGGGGAGCCCCGACGGAGCCCGCCGCGCCCCGCUCUAGAUGGGACUGAGCACGGCAGCGGCGGAGGCUCCGGGCUCGGGCGGCGGAGGCAGCUGAGCGCGCCCCGCGCGGGGGCGGCGGGCAUGGCCGCGGGCGGGCGGGGGCCGGCCGAACCGUAGCCGCGGGCCACAGCGCCCUCGCGGGGGGCCGCCGCCGCGCCCGGCCGCGGCCAUGGAGCGCCGGUGAUCGCCGCCGUCGUCGCUGCGGCCCGCCGGGAGACAAUGGCCCUGCACAAACUCUGCUCGGUGCUGGAAGUGUUGCUAGUAACAAUCCUUGUAGUGGAAGGGAUUGCCGUUGCACAGAAGACACAAGGUGGGCAAAACCUAGGAGUGAAUCGCAUUCCUCCUACCCAGUGUGACAAUUGGGUACGAACAAGUAAUGGAGGACAUUUUGCUUCACCAAACUACCCUAACAUGUACCCACCAAAUCAAGAGUGCAUCUAUAUCUUAGAAGCUGCUCCACGACAAAGAAUUGAGUUGACCUUUGAUGAACCUUAUUACAUAGAACCCUCAUUUGAAUGUCGGUUUGAUCAUCUGGAGGUUCGAGAUGGACCUUUUGGUUUCUCCCCUCUCAUUAAUCGUUACUGUGGUCUGAAAAGUCCUGCGCUAAUUAGAUCAACGGGGAGAUUUAUGUGGAUCAAGUUUACUUCUGAUGAGGAGCUGGAAGGAAAGGGAUUUCAAGCAAAGUACUCAUUUAUACCAGAUCCUGACUUCACUUACCUAGGAGCAAAAUAUAUGUUCUCCCUAGACUGCCAAUUUGAGCUCUCGGGAGCUGAUGGAAUAGUACGUUCCAGUCAAGUAGAACAAGAAGGAAAAACAAAACCAGGACAAGCAGUUGACUGCAUAUGGACAAUUAAAGCUACUCCAAAUGCUAAGAUUUAUUUGCGAUUUCUCGACUAUCAAAUGGAACAUUCUAAUGAAUGCAAAAGAAACUUUGUGGCUGUCUAUGAUGGAAGUAGUUCUAUUGAAAACCUGAAGGCAAAGUUUUGCAGCACAGUAGCAAACGAUGUCACGCUGCAGACUGGAACCGGUGUGGUACGAAUGUGGGCAGAUGAAGGCAGUAGACUAAGCAGAUUCAGAAUGCUGUUCACUUCAUUUGUGGAUCCUCCCUGCUCAGGCAACACUUACUUCUGCCAUAGCAACAUGUGCAUCAAUAAUUCUUUAGUCUGCAAUGGCAUUCAAAACUGUGCAUACCCUUGGGAUGAAAAUCACUGCAGAGAAAAGAAAAGAGCUGGACUGUUUGAACAAAUCACCAAAACUCACGGAACAAUCAUUGGCAUCACGUCAGGGAUAGUUUUAGUUCUUCUCAUCAUUUCAAUUCUAGUACAAGUAAAGCAACCUCGCAAAAAGGUUAUGGCUUGCAAGACUGCUUUCAAUAAAACUGGUUUCCAGGAAGUAUUUGAUCCUCCACAUUAUGAACUGUUUUCGCUAAGGGACAAAGAAAUUUCUGCAGAUUUGGCAGAUCUAUCAGAAGAACUUGAAAACUAUCAGAAAAUGAGACGCCCUUCAACAGCUUCCAGAUGCAUUCAUGACCACCACUGUGGCUCCCAGGCCUCUAAUAUAAAACAAAGCAGGACAAACCUCAGCUCCAUGGAGCUUCCCUUUCGCAAUGAUUUUGUGCAGCCUCAGCCAAUGAAAACAUUUAAUAGCACAUUCAAGAAAAGCAGUUACACUUUCAAACAAGCGCAUGACUGCCCUGAGCAAGUCAUAGAAGACAGGGUGAUGGAGGAGAUUCCAUGUGAAAUCUAUGUUAGAGGAAGAGAAGAUACAGCACAAGGUUCAUUAUCUAUUGACUUUUAAUUUCCUAGUGAAGGUCGUAUCGGUGUAUAUACAAAAUGCUCAUGUAUAAUGACAGUGUAUAUAUUAAAAGUGUACUAUAUGCAGCGUGUGAGAUGCACACACUUUUAGCUUAUUAUACUUCAUUUUAAAAAAAAAAAAGUCUUGGUAACUAAUUCUGCUGAAAAGUGGUGGAUUUCCUCCCAUCUUCCCAAGCUACCUAUCUAGACAAGUAAGACAGAGACUUUGCAUGGAAAUUACUAGCUAAGGAUAUUGGAAUUAAAAAACAAAAACCAACCAAAUGCUAAUCAUUGAACACUGAAGACAAUGACUACUAUUCUCUUCCUCAUACCAUUUUCUCUUUAGACAUCUGCUUUUCAAGACAAUUUUAAUACCUCAGUUACAUAAAUAAAAGUAGUUCAGUGCACCACGUGUAUGUCAACAUAGGUGUCUUAUUGUAUUUGUCAAAUUGAAAGUAGAGUUAGUGUUAAGUGACAGUUAAGAAUUAUGUUACAGCCAUCUGUUUCAUCUUGCCUACCAUUUAUAUUGCCUUUAAUUAUCAGUUCCUCACUCUAUGCUUUGUGAGAAAUAAGUGUAAAGGAUUACUGCCUUUUAAAAAUAUUGAGUUAUAUUAAUUUUACGUUUGAAAAUAUAUAAUCUUUGCAGUUUUUGGUUAAAACACAAGUACGUACUCAUGAUAUUCUAGAUGUAGACUUUUACAACAGUUUUCUUUCAGAAAGUUUUAGGAUUUUAAAAUAUUCUGCUAUAUAUUAUAGAUCCAUAUGGCUCACUGAUUUCACAGCUCUGUAGUUACAAAACAAUUUUGUUCCUGCGUUUUCCAAGUAUUUACAUAAAUAGACUGUACUGUACAUUUGUCUCUUAAAAUAGCUUUUCACUCCUUAUUGCAGCCAAUCUUCCCUACUGAAAUCAGUGAUGAUACUUUUAGCUCAUGUCCUACUUGCCUGAAGAGAACUGCUCUGAGGCCUGUGAUAACCAGGUAUAAGAUGAUACUGGAAAAAAAGAGAAAUCACAAAGCAACUCUUAUUAUCUCUUAUGGAACCAUUCUUGUGCCCCUUGUUUCCACUUGCAAAAUUGCACAUUUCAUACCUUUUUUAAUGGUGGUUUAGACCUAAUUUUAAAAUUUUUACAAUAUAGAAAUUUUUUUAAAAUAUAAUAAUUCUCAUUGUGGUUUUUAAACUUUUUAUAUAGUUUGAUACUGUACAGACUAUUUAUUAAAUCAAAAUCUAGCACCUGUACAGCAGGCUUGUUUCAGUGUCCAUAUUAGCAGCUCUGAAUAACAUGCAGUGGCUGCUGCGUACAUCACAAUUUGCGAAGAAUACUUAAUAUGACUUCCAUAUUAGCCUACAUUUUAUUCCCUGGUUUGUUUGGGUUUAUUUAUUUGUUACAGGAAACCUUUCACUAAAGGUGACCCACCAGCUUGCACUGGGCGUAUCCUUUAUUUACAAACAUAUGUAAAACCAUAAUGUUUCUUGUGCUGACUGUAGUACACACAAAAUGUAAUACAUGAACUUAGCAACUGAAAAAUCUUUUCUUUAAAACAAAAGAUGAAAAACAGCUGUUAUCACAGAUUCUCAGUAGAAUGACAAAUAAAAAAAUUCUAAGCAUUUCUUAGAAUGUAAGAAGUUUAAAGAAAAAAAAAGCGGGGGGGGGGAAUUGAGUAUCUUCAACACUUCCCAAUUUCAAAGUUAACCCUGACUGAUGUCUAGAAGGAACUUAAUCAGAAGCUCAUAGAUCAGACCCCUAAGGCUAUAUCCUGGUGUCAGUUUUUGUGCUGGUCCCAGAAUGUAUUUCAAUUGGAAAGUAUGAAAAUGGGCAUUAUUUUUAGAUGCACUUAAUGCAGAAGAUAAGUAUUAAAAAAAUGUAGUUAGUUUUGACUUGAAAAUUUUUGAAUAUUUAAUUAAAACAUUACUUGACAGAUUUUGUUUACCUCUCAUUGAUUUCAGUAAUAAAUAUCUCACUAUGACCUGUACGAUACAGAAUGUUAUUUGUUACAGUCUAUUAGUUCCAGAUUCUUUCAAUAAGUAAUAUAUAGUUUUGCACAGGUCAUUUUUGUCUAUAUAACUCUUGUAAGUACUAGGUUUGCAUGAUUAAGUUUUCUUUUUAAGGUAUAUUUGUCCAUGUGAUAAAAAUUAUGUGAUCCCUAUUCUUUCAUAAGUUAUGUUGUCUUUGAACAGUAAACCUGUAAUAAUAAAACAAAUGGCAAGCCUGGAAAGCCCAAGUCUGUGGAGAAAACGGAAAAAGCUCUAUUGAAGAAGUUCCCAAAUGGCCUGAAUAGUAUUUCAGUCUCAAUUGUAACUUUUUGAUUACAUGGUCAGAACACAGCUGCUUUUUGGCAACCCCAGGCCACAUAGGUGAGCUCCCAUAAUGGGUCAUUUCUUUUGUGCAUAAAUUUUUCCAAUAUCCCCUAUCCCAACUCUAUGAGCUUUGCUUUCCCCCUCUUCCUUGCUUUCUAAUCUGUUUGGUUUUGGGGUUUUUUUUUUGGUCUUUAGCAUAAAUAAGAAAUAAAAUCAGAAUACUCCUGCUUAGUUAGGACCUGCUCCUGAUUCCUAAUACAGAGCAAAAACCUUCCCGGAGGGAGCUUUUUAGUAUUUCUGUAAUAGCAGACCCAGCCCUUACUGUGACAAUAGCAGUACGCUAGAACAGAUCUGAGUGAGAAACCCAUAGGAAUAAUCAUUUCUAUAGGCUUCUAUAAACAGUAAUGGCAGGAAAAUGAAAUAUCAGUGCUUAUUUUAUUACAAGCAAGGUGAAAUUAACAUUGAACCUAAAAAUCUGAAAGGAAAACUUGGGUGUGGUGUGUUUAAAAAUAAUAUGUCUAUACAUCUCAUUGCAGUGAUGGGUUUAGUUACUUAGCUGUGCUUUAAGAAAUAAGUGGUAACUAUUAGAGCCAUAAUUCCACUUCUAGUAUAAUCAGAUUCUCUUCACUACAGAGAAACUGGGUGGAUCAUUUGGUAUCCCUCAGAGUGCACAAAGCUGAUAUCUUUAGCAAAAGAAUACUAUUGGUUUUGCAGGCUCAAUCCAGUUGGAGCUAAUGUUGUGGUCUUUCGCAUUAGCAAAAACUAUCACCUUUCGUAUUAUUGCAAUAUCUAAGUACCAUUAGUGUAUUUCCAUUGUCUCCAUCUUAAAUCCAUACAUUUCUAGGAGCAUCCUGAUUUUGCACUUGAUUGUACCCAUAACUCUGAUACCCUCUGUUAACACUAAAUACACAUAAGCGAAGAUACGUUCCCUAGACACACAUUCACCAGGAAGCAUUAACUACUUCUGGGCAUUUUAAAUUCAUUUUUACCUUUUAUCAUAGUAGCUUAGACAUCAAACUAUCUAACAUGAAGGAUUUGUGGAUAAAAGUUGUAGAAGUAAACCUACAGUACAGCCAACACAAAAAUAAAAGUGACGUGAGAACGAUUAUUGAAAGUUCUAUAGGGAGACAUCUGCAUUUACAGAUAAUGAUGACAGUAGUAAGGGAAACUCAGACUUAACACUAUUACUGACUCUGAAAUGUUUCAGUGAUCACAGAAAUACUGAUUUGUACUUAAAAUGCAUGAGAUUCUCUUGUCUGCUAUAGACAACAUAACCUUCAUUGUGCAUACAAAUUAUAAUGGCAUUUUAUAACAAUUACAGUCUAUUUUUACUAAAUCAAUACAAAUAGAGGUUAUGAAAAGAGCUGUCAUUGACUUACAUGAAAAGGUGCUUGUCAUGUGAACACUUCACAGAAUUUAAGUCAUUAAAAUACACUUUAUUUCGUUUUUUUACUUGGUACAGAGAAUUGUGUGCCUUAGCAGCAAAUCUCCUGCUAAAUGAGGAAAAAAGGCUUGCCCUAUUUUGAAAUCAAUUUAGUCCUUAUAUAAGAAGGUUCUUAUAUCCAUGAUCAUAACAUUUAAGUUUCCAAACUAUUUAAGUAUAAUCCUUUAUCUAAAAGGCUACCAAAAGUAAUAAAAAGAUCUUGGUACCUAUACCUGAGAAGCCAACAGUAAAUCAUUGCUUGAAAUGGAACAACUUAAUUUAUAUGGAUAUACUGAAAAAUAUCUCCAGUUUGAUCUUCCUGUAUAGUCAGUUCUAUAUAUCUCUUCAGAGUAAAACUCAGUCAAAUCCAUUUACUUUUACAUGUCCUGAUUUCAAAGGUUACAUAUAAGCCCUGUGAUUGCUCAGGUCUAUAGACUGUUCACCAAAACAAGAUUCCUAAUCUAUAUUAGCCUGAAAGAUAAGCUGAUUUUACAUUAUUUGAGAUCACACUGUUACAACUGAAUGUAAUUAUAAUAGGAAAAAAGCUUUUAAAAUCAAAACCCUUUCUUUGAGUUGAUUCAUGCUUUGAAAAUGAGUAUUUAUAGCACCUGUCUCAGUCUAACAAUAUAAAAGAUACCAUCUUUAAGUCGUCUGUUCCUGUGGUUUCCAAUAACCAUCUCUGUAUAGGGUGAAUCCCCCCUAUAAAUACACAAAUAAAUCACAUGUCAGUAUGCUCUAGUAUGAGGUUCUGUGUCACUAUGGAACUGCAAGUAUAUUUUCAUAUUCAAAUUCCUUCACUACACUUUACGGAAUCAGCUUAACAAAAAUCUGUUUUCCAUCUGCUUCAUAGAUCAACACCAACAACAGUCAUUUGUGAAUUGUAAACCUGUUCCCUCUUACAUAGCUAUAGAAGAUAAUCUACCAUAUACCAGAUAAAACAGCUUAGUUUUUAUAAGUCUGUUCAUACAGAGCCAGGCUCAGAGAGAAACAAAGUCAGAACUUCAU
This is a messenger RNA of Chroicocephalus ridibundus (black-headed gull), 6863 nucleotides long. It is a transcript of the gene NETO2, whose product is annotated as neuropilin and tolloid like 2. The coding region runs from base 567 to 2144 and encodes 525 amino acids. Gene Ontology annotation, cellular component: postsynaptic density. Gene Ontology annotation, molecular function: ionotropic glutamate receptor binding. Lineage: Eukaryota; Metazoa; Chordata; Aves; Charadriiformes; Laridae. The record is from RefSeq and is a predicted model, not a curated record. The transcript has 9 exons.